ACAACCUGAGUGUCUUCCUUCACUGUGUGGGACAGUAAGUUGUUGAGCUUCACAACACCACACAACCUGAGUGUCUUCCUUCACUGUGUGGGACAAUGAAGUCAACGACGAUGUGUGUACUGGUGGUGAUGCUAGUGGGAAGCAUCAUGGGGAAGUUGUCUCCACCUGAGAGGUCCUAUAAGAUCCUCAUGCUCCUUCCAGUCUCCUCCAGGAGUCACAGGAAUGUCUUCACUCCUCUCGCUGAGGCUCUGGCCGACCGUGGACACAAGAUAGUGAUGUUGACCAACCAACCGAAGUCGUCCAAACAUCCUAACAUUGAAGAUAUUCCUCACGACCUUCCAUACUACAGGGAGGAAAAUAUUAACUUUUUCGACAACAGGAAGAACCACAGUAGAGCCUUGUUAAUGUUAGAGACUCUUCUGCCAGCUGUUGCUAGGGAGUUGUACAAAGUCCCCGUGGUGAAGGACCUUUAUAAAAGAAGGAAGGAGUUUGAUGUUAUGGUGAUUGAUCAAGUGUUCAACGAGGUUGCAUAUCCCUUCCUGCACGAAGUUCCCUUCAUUACCGUUUCAACGUCAGGGAUGGAACCACGCAUGAGCUCGGUUCUGGGCAACGUUCCUAACCCAGCCUACGUUCCUCAUUUCUUGCAGGACCACCCAAGACCCUUGAGCAUCUGGCAUCGCUUCUACAAUACUUUCUCACACAUUAGACAUGCGCUUUACUGGCGGAAAUGGACCAUUUUGCCACUGAUACAAAAAGCUAUCUCAGCUCAGUUCCCGGAGCUGCCACUGUUGUUGGACCUGGAGAGGAACGUGAGUUUAUCGCUGCUCAACAGUCACUUUUCUAUAAACGCACCACUGCCUCUCCUGCCCUCACAGGUGGAGGUGGGCGCCAUGCACUGUCGUCCUGCCAACCCUCUGCCUCAGGAAUUGGAAUCAUGGAUCACAGGAUCAAGAUCUGGCGUAAUUUACUUCAGUUUGGGAUCGUUUGUGCGCAGUUCGUCAAUGCCAGUCCAGUACCGCGACCUCUUCAUCCAGGCUUUCCGCAGGCUGCCACAGCGAGUCAUCUGGAAAUACGAAGGAGAACUGGAGGACGUCCCUGACAACGUGAUGAUCAGCAAGUGGCUUCCCCAGCAAGAUAUUCUUGCUCACAACAACGUGAAGGUGUUCAUCACACACGGUGGUCUCCUCAGUAUGCAAGAAGCCAUCUACCACGCCACGCCACUCCUCGCUCUACCUAUCUUCGGUGACCAGCCCAGGAACAGCAUGUUUAUUAAGAACUCUGGACUUGGAGACUUUUUGAUAUGGGAAGAACUUACUACGGACAUGAUCGUUAACGCUCUCACCAAAAUUCUUAACGAACCUAAGUAUAAGGAAAACGUGCUGAGGAUGUCAGUGCCGCUGCGGGAUCAGCCUGUAUCACCCACGGAGCUGGCAGUGUUCUGGACGGAGUACGUCAUCCGUCACAAAGGUGCUCCUCAGCUGAGGUCACCAGCGGCACAGCUCUCCUGGGUGGAGUUCCUCAUGCUGGACGUGAUCUUCCUCCUCCACCUGGCUGUGAUUGUCCUUUUAUUUAUUCUACGUCGCAUCUUCCGAGUCAUCACUGCUAAAAUCUUAGGUAGUAGUGGCAAAAUGAAGGAGAAAAAUGAUUAGCAUUGCCUUUCUUGUAGGCAAGAGUAGAUUGUGGUGUAAGUUAUUCUGUUUUCAGCUUUUCACUUAUACUUUUACCUUUUACUAAUCUGUCACUGGUUAUGCCAGAGUGCCGAUAAGUAUCAACUAAUAUCCAGGAUGACUCGAGUAUGGAACACAUUCGUACAGCAUAAUGAUGUCAACGAAAUAAAGUCAGUUGAUCAAAUGAAAAUGCUGGCCCACAGAUGGCUCCAACUACAUCCUGUUCCCUACUUGUGUGUCUCAUAACAAUAAAAAUGCUUUCAAAUGAGUUAAUGUAGGUAACAGCUCUUAGCUUGUCAAUAAAGUUAGGAAUCCUUAACCUGUAAAUAGCUUGUCAAUAAAGCCAUGGAUCCUUAACCUUGUCAAACCCUGUGUAAAAAAAAAAAAAAAAAAAAAAUCCAUACAUGUUUACCUUAUCUUUUUUUAGAUAAUGAAUAGUUAAUUAGAUUUAAAUCCUGACGACCACAGAUAAUAAAGGUGCAUAUUACUUUUUCAUUGCUUGCCAAUAAAUCAUUUAUCUUUAAGAAAUUGGUUAAAUUAAAUUAUCAGAGCAAAUAUAAUGAGAAAUAUAUACUUUUCAGUGGAUGUAUCUUGCUGAUUUAAUUGCUUCUCAUUUAUUUCCUAAACAUACAUUUAUUUUCACUUCAAAUUAUAUUUUCCGACAAUUAAACCUUUUCUUAUAUUACGAAUUAAUUGUCAUGUAAGAGUUUACAUUUUCCUCAAAAAACUUUCAUUUUCUGAUUACUUUAUGAACACUUUCUUGUUAUCAGUGAAAAUUGCAGAGUGGCAAUAGUUCGGGUGUUACCUGCAUCUAUCAUCUGUGUUACCUCUGAGUGGAUGUUUUCUUGAGUUAGUACUGCCCAGUAUUUGAAUACUAAGUUUGUUAUAGUGUUUAAUUUAGUUAAGGAUGAGAGUCUAACAGUAUCUGUGGCUAACCUGGGAACCUUAACAGAAGGGAGCAGUGUUCAGAAUGAAAAAUUUUGUUAAUAGUCCGAUUUCAUUGAUUUUUUAUUAUAAGUUAAGAAUAUGGUAACUAGUAUAUACAUGAAUUUUCAAGAAGUUUACCAUGAAAAAAAGAAAAGGAAAAAAUAAAAUAAAAAUUUUUGAUAUGGCACUCAAUGGUAAAAUUCCUGCCAAAGAAUGUUCUAUUUUAGUUUACAUGAAGAAUUGCAGGUUAAAUAAGAAACAUAGAUAAAGAACUGAA
Cherax quadricarinatus is the source of this 2871-nucleotide messenger RNA. Lineage: Eukaryota; Metazoa; Arthropoda; Malacostraca; Decapoda; Parastacidae. The record is from RefSeq and is a predicted model, not a curated record.